AUGCCCUGAGCUUCACCCUCCCAGCUGCUGCUGCUGCUGGCAGUGAACUCGGUACUGAAGACCAACCUUCUUCACUGUGUGAGGAGAGUGGGAGAGAUUAUUUCUAGUGGUUUGGAAGCCUUUGAAAGAUACAUAUUUUAAUUGUCAUAAUGGGAGGGCUUUUUUUUUGGCAAACUACUGAUAGAGUUGCUUUAAAAAGGGGUUCAGUCUUUCCUGAGCCACUUUAGAGGGUCUAAAGUUUUGAGCUGAUGAACAUCUUCCCUUUAUGUGAAUUAAAGCUUGGAACAUUCAUUCAUAAUAUGAAGAUGCUGCUGACUUUGUUCCUCUUCCUUAUUGGGAGUCAAACUUCAAUAACUCAAACACCUGCCCCUACAUCUGCAGAUAUUGUCCUUUUGGUUGACAGCUCUAAUAGCCUGGGAAAUAAAGCGUUCCCCUCUAUGAAGUCUUUUAUUAACAAAAUGAUCAGUCAUUUAACAGCGACUCCUAACCAAUACCGUAUCGCACUUGCGCAGUACAGUGAUGAUUUGCACGUUGAAUUUCGGCUGGACACCUAUAAAGCAAAGAACCCAAUGCUGAACCAUGUCAAAAAGAAUGUUGUAUUCAAGGGUGGUUCAGUAAAAACUGGCAAUGCCCUUCGAGAAGUUCACGAAACCUAUUUCAAAGGACCAACUAGUGGAAGAGACAAAGAACGAAUUUUGGUAGUCUUGACUUCAGGGAAAUCAGAGGAUGCUGUAGGAGAGCCUGCCAGGAUCUUGAAAAGUGAUGGGGUAAAAAUCAUAGCUCUGGGGAUUCAGGAUGUUUCUCCUCGAGAACUGCAGUCAAUGGCUACACCUCAAUUUUCGUAUACAUUUCGCACAGUGAGGGAUCUCAGUAUGUCUUCUCAAAACAUGACCAAGAUCAUUGAGGACGUUAUUCAAACAGAUAUUAAUGACAUAAUACCAACAGUUAAAACUACAAGUGUUCCUGAGAGAGAAGUUUGUAAGAGUGAUUCCGUUGCUGAUGUUGUGUUCAUAGUAGAUGAGGGUGUUUCAAAACCAAAAUCUGAAGAUAUUAAAAAUUUCCUGCAAGAUACAGUCUCCUUUCUUGAUGUGAAGAAGAAUUGUACAAAGAUUGGCCUAGUGACAUAUAGCAGUGAGCCACACGUGUUAGCUUUACUGAGUGAAGAAACAAACAAAACUGCUAUUCUGCAGAAAAUACAGGGCUUUUCUCCGAGGGAAGGGAAGGCCAACACCGGUGCUGCCAUUAAGGCUACAAGGAAAAACAUCUUCAGUGUAAAAUAUGGAAGCAGAAAGGCCCAAGGAAUAGAGCAAAUAGCAAUUCUGAUCACUCACAGACCCUCUGAAGACAAUGUAAGUGAGGCAGCUCGUGAUCUUCGGAGAACUGGCGUGACUGUAUUCACCAUAGGCAUUGAAAAUGCUAACAACACCCAGUUAACCCAGAUAGCAUCAUAUCCUCCACAGUUAUAUGCUACUAAGCUGACAGCAUUUUCUGACCUGCCAAAACAAGCCAAAACUUUACAAAAGAAACUCUUGAAUCAAAUUCAGGACAAGCAGUAUGUCCAGUCUGAAAGAAGAGAACUACUUAAAACAGGAUGUGUGGACACAGAGGAAGCUGAUAUUUAUGUGCUCAUUGAUGGCUCAACAAGCAUUUAUCCUGUUGACUUCGGAGACAUCAAAAAAUUUUUGAAGGAAGUGAUUAAGAUGUUUAACAUAGGGCUGAAUAAAGUUCGCUUUGGAGCUGUGCAGUUCUCACAUAGCAGAAGCCUGGAGUUUGAACUUGAUGAAUACAGCAAAAGAGAUGAUUUAGAGACAGCCAUUGACAACAUUAGGCAAAUAUAUGGGAAUACCUAUAUCGGAGAAGCUUUGACUUUCAUGCAGCCACUGUUUAAAAAGGCAAGGGAGCAGAGAGCUGGCAGGGUGCCUUGUCACCUCAUUGUCCUAACAGAUGGGAAGUCACAUGACAGCGUGAAGGAGUCUGCUGAGAGACUGAGGAGUGAGAUGGUCAAUAUUUAUGCCAUUGGUGUAAAAGAUGCAGAUGAAGCACAGCUCCUUGAGAUUGCAGGGUCAAAGAGCAGGACUUACUUUGUGCAAGAGUUUGACUCCUUGAAAAACAUAAAAAAUGAAUUUGUUCAAGGGAUCUGUUCUGGAGAAGCCUGCAAAGAAAUGACAGCUGACAUCAUGUUUCUAGUGGACAGUUCCGGAAGCAUAGGAUCAGAGAACUUUUCAAAAAUGAAAAACUUUUUGAGAGAACUGGUCAACAAAUCUGACAUCAGCAAAGAUCGAGUGCAGGUUGGGGUCGUCCAGUUCAGUGACAUAAAGAAGGAAGAAUUCCAGCUUGACCGAUACGCUUCAAAAAGUGACAUUUUCAGUGCUAUUGAUAAAAUGUCUCUUAUAGGAAAAACUACACUAACAGGAGGUGCAUUGACAUUUGUGGCUGAUUAUUUCAGGCCUCCUAAAGGUGCACGUCCAGCUGUCAGAAAGAUUCUUAUCCUGAUUACAGAUGGGGAAGCGCAGGAUGCAGUAGAAAGUCCAGCAAAAGCCCUACGUGAUCAAGGUGUUGUUAUAUACUCUGUUGGAGUGUUUAAUGCAAAUAAAACUCAGCUGGAAGAGAUUAGCGGGAAGCAUGAGCUGGUUUUUUACAUUGAGAACUUUGAUAUUCUGAAGCACAUAGAAGAUGAGAUCAUUUUUGGAAUAUGCACCCCUCAUGAGGAAUGCAAAAGGAUAGAAAGAUUAGAUGUUGUGUUUGUGAUAGAUGGAUCUGGGAGCAUAAAUUCCUCAGAAUAUCAGACCAUGAAAAACUUCAUGAUUGCCUUGGUGAACAGAUCUGAUGUUGGUCCAGAUAGAGUUCAGUUUGGAGCUGUAAAAUAUUCUGGUGAACCGGAAACUUUUUUCUACCUUAAUAAGUACACAACAAAAUCCGAGAUUGUUAAGGCUAUCCAGAAUGAUGCAACUUUAGGUGGUUCAACGUAUACAGCCAAGGCGAUUGGCUAUUCGGAAGCUCUGUUUGCUCAGGAGCAUGGCGGCCGCAAAAGCAAGGGAGUUCCACAGAUUCUUAUAGUGAUAACAGAUGGUGACUCCCAUGAUAAAGCUCAGCUCGGUGAUACAGCCAAGAGAUUAAGAGACAAUGGAAUUAUUAUCUAUGCUGUUGGGAUAGAAAGAGCAGACAUUACUGAGCUUUUGGCUAUGGCUGGAUCAGAAGACAAAUAUUACUAUGUGGAUACAUUUGAAGGACUCAAAAACACAUCUGUAGCAAUAUCAGAAAAAGUAUGUAAUGAUUCAAAACCAGAGUGUGAAAUUCAAGCAGACCUUGUCUUCUUGAUUGAUGGUUCCAAUAGUAUAGACCAAACUGACUUCACCAGGAUGAAGGAUUUCUUGAAAGAUGUACUAGAUCAGAUUGAUUAUGAUCACAAUGUUCAAAUUGGCAUUGCCCAGUACAGUGACAAGUAUAAAAGAGAAUUUGGCCUGGGUACUUUCCAGAGCAAAUCAGAACUGAACAAUCAAAUUCAGAACAUUAAGCAGAUGACAGGGACUACUUUAAUUGGAGCUGCACUUAAGCAGGUGAAAGAAUUCUUUGCACCAGCACGCACCAGAAGAGUAACAAGAAACGUCCGACCAGUUUUGCUGGUAGUCACUGAUGGGAAGUCAUAUGAUGAUGUUGCUGAACCAGCAGAAGAUCUGAGAAAGGAAGGUGUUAAUACAUAUGCUAUAGGAGUUGGGGAUAUUGAUCACUCGCAGCUCAUGCAAAUAGCUGGCAUCCCAGAAAGGAAGUACACUGUUCGUGAUUUCAAAGAGCUGAAGAUUAUUAAAAAAAGACUAGUUGGUGACCUAUGUAAACCUGAUAUUCCUACAACUUGUUUUGUGGAUAUUGUUAUGGGAUUUGACAUCUCUUCACAAAAGAGAGGUGACCGUUUAUUCCAGGGACAGUACCAGCUGGAAACAUAUCUUCCCAACAUGCUAAAAGCGCUCACAUCCCUAAGCAGUCUGAGUUGCAGUGUAGGGACAAAGACACAGAGCAGUGUGGCAGUUUACCUGAACAAUACAAUUACACCCGUGUCUUCAAAGUUCCAAUUUGACAGUGAGAAAAUAUGGAACAGCUUGAGAGAGAGCUUGAUUGACAAACCAUCUCAUCUCAAUGGCAACUUCCUGGAGUCACUCUGGAAAACAUUUCCAAGCAAAGCUGAUGAUCAAAAUCGAAGGAAGGUUUUACUUGUAUUUUCAGACGGUUUGGAUGAAGAUGUAGAAGAACUAGAACAAAAGUCGGAAGAACUCAGAAAAAAAGGAUUGGAUGCACUGAUAACUGUCGUUCUGGAAGGAGCCUCUAAAAUUGAUGAGCUUCAGUACAUUGAGUUUGGAAAGGGAUUUGAAUACAUGACUCAGUUAACUAUUGGCAAGAGAAAUAUUGACAAAGCCCUGUCCAAGUAUGUGACUAACGUUGCUGAAAGGACGUGCUGCGCUGUUUUUUGCAAGUGCAUUGGAGAGGAAGGUGGACUUGGACGCCGAGGGAAACAAGGAAAUGAAGGACCUAAAGGUAUAAAAGGCAGUCAAGGACACUUAGGAGAAGAGGGAGAGCCGGGUUCAAGAGGACUGCCUGGACCAAUGGGAGAGCAAGGGAAUAAGGGGUGUGAUGGUAGUAAAGGUCCUAAAGGAUACCAAGGAAUGCCUGGUGAAAAGGGAGACGAUGGGGACAGCGGGAUUGAUGGAAUUAAUGGAGAGCAGGGAUCGCUUGGGUAUCCAGGAAAGAUGGGAGAAAAGGGUGAUCCAGGCUACAUGGGCAGUCCAGGGCCAAGAGGACUCCCUGGUGAUCGUGGUGAGAAGGGCUUACGAGGAGAUCAUGGUGACCCUGGAUUGGACAAUGACAUUGCAGGGACCAAAGGUUCAAAAGGAGAACAGGGAAGCCAGGGUGAAAGAGGACCAGUGGGCUUACCGGGGUCACCAGGCUCUUCGAGAACCACAGGAGCAAAAGGUCGACGAGGAACACCAGGUCCACAGGGGGAGGAAGGAGCUCCUGGUUCAAAGGGCUUUCCAGGAGAACCAGGAUUUCCAGGAUCCCAGGGACAAAGAGGGAUUAGAGGUGUGAAAGGAGAGAGAGGAAGUGAAGGAAGUAAAGGUCUUCAGGGUGAACUGGGAGCUUCGGGUCCAAAAGGGAGUCCUGGCAGUCCUGGGAUGAGAGGAAAUAAAGGAGAAUAUGGUGAUCCUGGAGAGACAGGACAGAGAGGGCCACCAGGUCAGCGGGGAAUGCAGGGAGACGAUGGUGCUGCUGGAUAUGGUGGACCAGGAGAGAAAGGAGCAAAGGGACAAGAAGGAUUCACUGGAGAUAUUGGACGGAAGGGUGGAAUUGGAGACCCAGGACCCCCAGGAGAACCUGGACCAAAAGGAAUCAGAGGAAAAAUGGGUACUGCAGGUCCUUUUGGUCUGAAGGGAUUUCCAGGAGACAAGGGAUUUCCAGGACACAGGGGCGCUAAAGGAACAAUGGGACUGCACCCUUUUCCCCCAUGUGAAGUCAUUGACUAUGUGCGCAGACAUAGCCCUUGUUGGCAGGAAAAACCAGAAUGCCCAGUAUAUCCAACGGAACUAGUGUUUGCUUUGGACAUAUCCCAGGAUGUCACAUCCCAGUUAUUUGAAAGAAUGAGAGAGAUUGUAAUAUCAGUAGUGAAAGCUACCAAAAUUAGAGACAGCAACUGCCCAGUGGGAGCUAGAGUCGCCGUUGUGUCCUACAAUUCCAACACUCAUUAUCUUAUCCGCUUCUCCGAGUUCUACGGCAAGAAUCAGCUCCUCAACAAACUUAAUAAUCUGGCUUAUGAGAGAUCCUCAAGUGAACGGGAUAUUGCUGGAGCAAUGAGAUUCGUUGCCAGGAAUGUUUUCAAGCGAACUCGCCAAGGUCCUAAUGUGAGAAAAAUAGCAGUGUUUUUCAGCAAUGGGCCAUCAGCAGAUGAAUCUUCUAUUAACACAGCAGUUCUGGAGUACACUGCAUUUUCUAUUGUUCCAGUAGUUAUCGCUUUUAAUGAUGUUCCCCUACUCCGUCGUGCUUUCACGAUGGACGAUACUGGAUUCUUCCAGAUAAUAAAUAUCAAUCAAGAGGAUGACUAUGAGCCAUUCUUGGAAACAUUUCAGCGCUGCACUCUUUGUUAUGACAAAUGUAAACCAGAUGAGUUUUGUGAACGCCGCAGACCCCAAUCACCACCAGCAUAUGUGGAUGCUGCUUUCCUUUUGGAUAGCUCACAGAAAAUCAGUGGUGCCGAAUUUGAGAACGUGAAAAACUUCUUGAGCAGAGUACUUGAUAACUUUAACAUUUCCUCUGAGCCACAGAAUUCUUCCACAGGUGAUAGGGUGGCUGUAGUGAGCCAUGCUCCACCAGGUUUCAAACUCCGCCCAGGGAGGAGCCCUGUAAAGAAAGAAUUUGACUUUGUCACCUACAGCAGUAGCCAGUUAAUGAAAGGACAUAUCGAAGAAUCUGUUCAACAGCUGAAUGGAGCAGCUGCUCUUGGCCAUGCCAUACAGUGGACAAUUGAUAAUGUUUUCUUGACUGCACCCCACUCCAGACAACACAAGGCUAUCUUUGUUAUAUCUGCUGGAGAAACAAGUCAGUGGGACAAAGACAUAUUAAAGAAGGCAUCUCUGAGAGCCAAGUGCGAAGGAUAUGCUCUGUUUGUAAUUUCAUUAGGACAUGUAUAUAACGACACAGAAUUGGAAGACCUGGCUAGUAUUCCCCUGGAACAUCAUUUGAUUCAGCUGGGCAGAGUUCACAAGCCUGAACUUGAAUACGUAGUGAGGUUUAUAAAACCAUUUGUGCAUCUCCUCAGGCGUGCAAGCAACAAAUAUCCACCAGUAGAGCUCAGGAGAAUUUGUACCAGAGCUCGCUCUCUGAAACCAGAAUAUGCACUAAGGGGCCAACAACAUGUUUCUAUCAUAGAUGAGGAUUGGUCAGGAGGUGAUGCCAUAGCUGAUGCUGAAUACUCUGUUUCUGGGCAUGCAACACUAAUGUUCCAGGAUGAUGUAAGAGAUGGUCCUCUAAACACCAACAGUUUUGCCAGCAGUACACAUCAGUCCUUGGUAACUACAGACAUAAUGGAGACUGCUGCCAAAACGCACGGCAGGGAAGAUAAAGGUUUGCUCCUAUAUAGUAUUGAAUGUGCUCAACUCCCAUUGACUUCAGUGGGAGGUGAUGGCACUUGGAAAUUAACAGUCAGGCCCCUGAGGAACGGUCUAGUCUCCAGGUGUAAGUUGCAUUGUGUAACGAUAGGAAGAAGGCUUAUUAGUCAUUGCUGUGCUUUUCCAGAUAGAGUAACUAUGCAAUUGGUGACUAAAUUACUUCCUUUAGACCAAGGAGAACUCUAA
Messenger RNA from Gopherus flavomarginatus (Mexican gopher tortoise), 7334 nucleotides. It is a transcript of the gene COL6A6, whose product is annotated as collagen type VI alpha 6 chain. Gene Ontology annotation, molecular function: extracellular matrix structural constituent conferring tensile strength. NCBI's taxonomy places the organism in Eukaryota, Metazoa, Chordata, Testudines, Testudinidae. Gene Ontology annotation, biological process: extracellular matrix organization. The record is from RefSeq and is a predicted model, not a curated record.